GAAUAAGAGGGCUCACACUGGAACUAGUUCGAUAAAAACUACGCAGUAAACCGUGUGUUUGAUUUCGACCCUUCUCUCAUUCUUCUGGGCAGCCUUUCAUAUUUCACAACAAAUCAGAUAAUAAUCAAUUGUUUUGCAUCAAGUACACUCUCGAAACAAGUAUGUCUCUGAUCCGUAACUCCUCCCGACUUCUACAAGCGCAGCUGCGUCGAGUGCAGAGCGUGCCAGUGGCAUUAUACCAUGAGAAUGUCGUCGAGCACUAUGAGAAUCCCCGCAACGUGGGCUCCAUGGACAAGAAGGAUGUCAGCGUGGGCACCGGAUUGGUUGGAGCUCCUGCCUGCGGCGAUGUGAUGAAACUGCAGAUCAAAGUGGAUGAGAAUGGCAAAAUCAUCGAUGCCAAAUUCAAGACCUUUGGCUGCGGCUCGGCAAUCGCCAGCAGCUCGUUGGCCACGGAGUGGGUUAAGGGCAAAUCCAUUGAUGAGGCAGGCAAACUGAAGAACACGGAUAUUGCCAAGGAGCUGCGUUUGCCUCCCGUCAAAUUGCAUUGCUCCAUGCUGGCCGAGGAUGCCAUCAAGGCUGCUUUGGCCGACUAUAAGGUCAAGCAGCAGAAGAAGGAGGCGCAAUAAAUCGCCAUAAAUACAAAUAUAUAUAUAUUCUACUAUGAUAGCAAUUUACAUACAUACAUAUAAAUUAUAUAUUGGGCUUUAGGCUUUGGUGUGAUUUCUGACCAGUGUGGAAAGUGGAAUAACAAUGAGGAAUAGAUGGAACUGAACUUAUCUGAGCGAUGCGUGCGUGAAUGAUUAUUAAAGUAUGCGUGUGUGUGUGUUUGAUCUUGCGUGUGUGUACGGAAGCUAACUAACUGUUGGCUCUCAAAUAACAGUUUGUGUCGAGCGGAUGCCAUUUAAAUUUUAAAGUUAUGCAAAACAAAAGCUUAUAGUUUAUACACCAAAUGUUUGAAUAUUAAAUAAAGUGUUUAUCGAUCGUGAAUAUAAAA
Messenger RNA from Drosophila grimshawi, 994 nucleotides. RefSeq names its product iron-sulfur cluster assembly scaffold protein IscU (gene IscU). Gene Ontology annotation, cellular component: mitochondrial matrix; cytoplasm. NCBI's taxonomy places the organism in Eukaryota, Metazoa, Arthropoda, Insecta, Diptera, Drosophilidae. Gene Ontology annotation, molecular function: ferrous iron binding; 2 iron, 2 sulfur cluster binding. Gene Ontology annotation, biological process: iron-sulfur cluster assembly; intracellular iron ion homeostasis. The transcript has 3 exons. Bases 162 to 626 code for a protein of 154 amino acids. The record is from RefSeq and is a predicted model, not a curated record.